UUGGCAUGACUUGUCUUGCUAGCAGACGAUUUUUCUCAAUUUUAACACAUUUUCAACCGAAAUUUGACCCCGGAUUUGUAGUUAAGAAUGACAAUAUAGUUCAGAGGUUUUAUUGCCACACGGCAAUCCCCAGUUUGGCUCCAAAUGAGGAUGAGAUUGUGACUUUAAGCCAUAAUGUCUAUGAAAGUCACAAGAAAUCACAGAAAGUUCCUCUUGUCCUUAUUCAUGGCUUACUUGGAUCUGGAAAGAACUGGGGAAUGUUUGCCAAAUCUUUCAGGGAACAAAGAACAGUUAUGACCGUUGAUGUUCGUUGUCAUGGAUCUAGCCCCACUGUCCCAAAGAUGGAUUAUCAUCUCAUGAGCCAAGAUAUCAAAGCAUUGAUGGAUCAUUACAAAUGGAAGAAGGCCUGCAUUUUAGGGCACAGUAUGGGUGGAAAGAUUGCAAUGGUGCUAGCAUUGACACAGCCCAAUCUAGUUGAUCAUCUCAUAGUUGCCGAUUCCAAUCCUGGCAUGAGUACUGGUGGACAACAGAUGUUUGCAAUAAUUGAUGCAUUAGCAAAAGUCAGAUUUAAUCACAGUGGGGCUUUACCGGCUGCCAGGAGAGAUGCCGCUGACCAAUUAUUAUCAGUUGUUAAAGAAGCAUCUGUGAGGCAUUAUCUUGUAAUGAAUGUACAAAAAACAAAUGGAAAAUACUGUUUCCGUACUGAUCCACAUGUCAUCGGAAGUAACCUUGAUACUAUACUCGGCUUUCCACACUUCAGUGAAGAAAAGGCAUUUCUUGGGAAGACUCUAUUUUUGGGAGGAGCUAAUUCUCGUUAUAUCAGUGAAGACACAAUGGGUGACAUUGAGCGUUUAUUUCCGACGGCUGGAGUCCAACACAUCCCAAAUGCUGGACAUUGGGUACACUCCGAUCAGCCAGCAGAAUUCACGAGGAGGGUGAAGCAGUUUUUAGGUGAUCUGUGAUACUCUGGUGUGAUUUGAAGUUGAUGACAGCUCUUCGUGAAACUCAAUUCUGAAAGAAACUCUUGAAUUGACACAAACCUUGGGCACAACCCCAUCCAGGCUGCAGUCCUGGCUGUGUGCAAAUACUCAUUUUGUUGACAGUGCAUUUCUCGUGUAGGGCUUUAAAAUCUUCAAAUCAUCAAACUUUACCAAGUCUCAACUAAAAUGGCUCCAUUUUUAAGGCUGUCAGUUACCUCAUACCGGUAGCUAGAAAAGGGUUUAUCGAUAUCAAGGCUUCAAUUAAGCGUAGACUUCCAAGGAUUUAUAAUGUUGCUGAGGAUUCUUAAAAUCAAAACUUUUUAUCUUGUGAUAUCAGGUUAAAUUAUAGGCGUGAGGUUAUUUAGCUGUAGAAUCUAUGUUACUGUUUUU
This is a messenger RNA of Lineus longissimus, 1370 nucleotides long. RefSeq names its product sn-1-specific diacylglycerol lipase ABHD11-like. Gene Ontology annotation, molecular function: carboxylic ester hydrolase activity. Bases 6 to 962 code for a protein of 318 amino acids. Lineage: Eukaryota; Metazoa; Nemertea; Pilidiophora; Heteronemertea; Lineidae. The transcript has 6 exons. The record is from RefSeq and is a predicted model, not a curated record. Gene Ontology annotation, cellular component: mitochondrion.